UUUCUGUGGUUCGUAACAGCAGCUCGCUGUGUGCUCCUCCGGGUGUAUUUCUGUGCCUGGGCCCCUCCUCCGGUCGGUUUGGCCGCUGCUGGAGGUGGAUGUCGCUGGCAGAGAGUCUCCAGGACAGGACACAACUAGGUAGAGCUGGCCAGAGAGGAGGAAAACAGAAAAAAAGAAAAAGAAAAAGUGGGCGAUGUUGCAGCAAGGAUCCCGUUUAUGGACGCUGCGGGCAGGCUGCUGAUAUCGGUCCGGUGGCUUUGUGGGCGCUGUCAAGCUGAAAGGUUAAGGUAGUCUCGGAGCCGCAGUAGUAUUUUUAGAUCUCUUCUUUGAGGUACACACACAAAAAAAUGUCGUCUCCAAGUCCGGGCAAGAGGCGAAUGGACACCGACGUGGUGAAACUCAUUGAAAGUAAACACGAGGUGACCAUCCUGAGUGGACUGAAUGAGUUUGUGGUGAAAUUCCACGGACCACCUGGAACACCGUAUGAAGGAGGCGUGUGGAAAGUUCGAGUGGACCUACCGGAUAAAUACCCUUUCAAAUCGCCAUCAAUAGGUUUCAUGAACAAAAUCUUCCAUCCCAACAUUGAUGAAGCGUCAGGAACGGUGUGUUUAGAUGUCAUCAACCAGACAUGGACAGCUCUCUACGACCUCACCAACAUCUUCGAGUCCUUCCUCCCUCAGCUGCUCGCCUACCCCAACCCCAUCGAUCCUCUGAACGGGGACGCUGCCGCCAUGUACCUGCACCGACCGGAGGACUACAAACACAAGAUCAAAGAGUACAUCCAGAAAUACGCCACAGAGGAGGCUCUAAAGGAGCAGGAGGAGGGCGGGGGCGACUCCUCCUCCGAGAGCUCCAUGUCAGACUUUUCCGAGGACGAGGCUCAGGAUAUGGAGUUGUAGUGAAGGCGGAGCCGUCCUUCACCCCGCAACAGACUGUCAUUUCCUUAAGAGCAGAAACUCAGUAACUAUAUUCGUAUUUAAACAAACGGGACACUUUUUUUACGGCAACACAAGGAUUUUUAUUGCCACCCGAGGUUUUGCAGUAUGAAAAAAAAAAAAAGAAACAAAAACAAACAAACUCAUGUUUAGGAAAUCACCUCCAUCAGCUCAGCGCUCUUCAUCUUCGCUCAGAGAGAUCAGAACGAAGUGCUGCUUUAUCUCCACGCUGCACCGUAAAAACCGACGCGGGACGACACAUCCGCGCCACCUCUGUACUUGUCUUCUGUUGCCGUCUUUUCCUUUUUAAGGGCAGAGCUGGAGGACGGAUUUGGUUUUGAAAUCAGCCUUGUUGUUCCAUCGCCACCUGGGAUGAGCUGGAUUGCGAAGCUGCAGCGGGUCGCGGAGCGCUCCGGACGUCGGCGCUGCAGACGGUCUUUCUGCGGAAAGAUGCGGACGCAGCUCGCGCUUUCUGACCGCAUCAGUGAGCGUGAAUCUCAUCCUUCGAUGCGCUGGGUUGCUCUGGCCUCUGAUGACGCUCAGCAGAAAAUCGAGGGGGACCCAUAAUCAAUAUCCUCUGUUUUCCAGCACCCACCUCCUCCUCCUCCUCUCCGUUUUAGGAAAGUGUUUUUUUUUUUUUGCUGCCAUUCUCUGAGUAUCUUUGUGUGUUGUGGCAUGGCACAGAAGUAAAGUUUGUGUUGGCCUUGGUGGAGCAGUGUCACUGUGGGCAUGAAGAGGACGCCUCUGUCUCUGAGGUCUGUGGGGAUUGUUGUUGAACUUAACUUUGCCUAUUGCUUGUGUUGAACUAUAAUAGGUGUCUACCAUGCGUAGGGAUAGUUGGUUUCUUUGCAGGUGGUGAAUCCCAUCAUGUAUGGAUGGUUUAAUGCUUAUAUGAUAAAAAAAAAAGUAAUUCCUUUUCCUGUUGAAGAUGUGGAGAGUUAGAGCCUCUUCAUCCGUUAAAUUAAUCCCCUCCAAAGACAUGUUGCGCCCCUUAUUUCUCUGCGCCGCCUCAUGUAAAUGUGUCCGUCACAUUCAUGCUGUCGGCAGUAUGUUUUUACCAAAAAAAUAAUAAUAUCGGGACCAAAAAUUAAAUUAUUUCAUGUUCCCCUCAAGGGUUGAACUCUAAAAACACUUUUGGAAAAAAAAAAAAAAGUCUUGGUUUACCUCUGCAAAGCUUUAUGGAUCUGUGGGCGACAGAGCGGGGAAGGUGUCUAUGGUCACUCUUAAUGCAUGGCGAAUCAGACUUUUUUUUUUUCUUUAAGCAAAAAAUAUCCAACAUACGUUUCACUAAAAAAGGUUAAUUUCUUGCUGUUUGAAUGGGAAGUGAUUGUAAUCAGACUCCCAUUAAAACUCCCCUGACUAGUCUUUGUCCCAAGUACACUGCAUGUUGGUGUUAGUCGUAGGACAACAUGAUGUCAAGGUUUUCAAAUGCAACAAUAACAAGAGAGAGAGAGAGCCCCUCGCCCACCCUGUUUGGAUGUCAUCAGGAUUCAUCGCUGUAUAUCAUUUUUUUCUUUUCUUUUUUUUUUUACUAAUGCAACACAAUGUUUGACGCCUAUAAUUUGUCUGAAUGUUUUUAUUUUGAACUUUUAAGCCCUAUCCAAGAUAUCCCUGAUUUUAAAAAUGGCAAAAAAAUAAAUAAAUAAAUGUGCUUCCCUUGUAACUCAAAGAAAGAAAUAAACAACAAAAAUAUA
Messenger RNA from Fundulus heteroclitus (mummichog), 2629 nucleotides. RefSeq names its product ubiquitin-conjugating enzyme E2 H. Gene Ontology annotation, cellular component: nucleus. Gene Ontology annotation, molecular function: ubiquitin conjugating enzyme activity. NCBI's taxonomy places the organism in Eukaryota, Metazoa, Chordata, Actinopteri, Cyprinodontiformes, Fundulidae. The record is from RefSeq and is a predicted model, not a curated record. The transcript has 7 exons. The coding region runs from base 348 to 899 and encodes 183 amino acids. Gene Ontology annotation, biological process: protein polyubiquitination; ubiquitin-dependent protein catabolic process.